AUGGAAGUAGACGAACCGGAGAAGAAACAAGUAAAACCUAGUUCUAGUAAAUCUACAAAUUUACCAUGGAUAGAGAAAUACAGGCCACAAACUUUCGACGAUAUCGUUGGCAAUGAAGACACUGUGUCCCGCUUAGCCGUCUUUGCUAAAACCGGCAAUGCUCCUAACAUUAUUAUAGCUGGACCUCCUGGUGUUGGAAAAACGACGACUAUACUAUGCUUAGCGCGAGCUCUCCUCGGAGUAUCUUUCAAAGACGCCGUAUUAGAACUAAACGCCUCAAAUGAUCGUGGUAUAGAUGUCGUCCGGAAUAAGAUAAAAAUGUUUGCGCAACAAAAGGUUACUUUGCCACCUGGUCGACAUAAAAUAGUGAUACUAGAUGAAGCGGACAGCAUGACUGACGGAGCUCAACAAGCAUUAAGACGCACCAUGGAGCUGUAUUCCAGUACAACUCGUUUUGCAUUAGCAGCCAAUAAUAGUGAGAAGAUAAUAGAACCCAUACAAUCUAGGUGUGCUGUACUCCGGUACUCCAGGCUUAGUGAUGCACAGAUACUAGCAAAGGUUAUAGAGAUCUGCAAUAAAGAAAACCUAUCAUACACUGAAGAAGGUGUGAGUGCAGUAGUCUUCACAGCACAGGGGGACUUGCGAUCAGCCCUGAACAACCUGCAGUCAACAGCCCAGGGUUUUGGUCACAUCAGCCCGGACAAUGUGUUCAAAGUGUGUGAUGAACCACAUCCGAUGGUGGUCAGGCAGAUGCUUGAAGCUUGCACUAAACAGGAUAUACAUGAGGCUUACAAGGUUAUAGCAAAACUCUGCAAGAUUGGCUACGCAGCAGAGGACAUAGUCAGUAACAUAUUCAGAGUUUGCAAAACUUUAGAUAUAUCUGAAGAGUUAAAACUGGCUUUCAUCAGAGAGAUUGGUUUGACACACAUGAGGGUAGCAGAUGGUCUUUCGUCUCCCCUGCAGCUGGCCGGUCUCCUCGCCAGGAUGUGCAGGGUGGCUGCCGGCGGUGACCCGGAGUGGUGA
This is a messenger RNA of Bombyx mori (domestic silkworm), 1023 nucleotides long. RefSeq names its product replication factor C subunit 2 (gene RfC4). The record is from RefSeq and is marked provisional. Gene Ontology annotation, cellular component: nucleus; DNA replication factor C complex. Lineage: Eukaryota; Metazoa; Arthropoda; Insecta; Lepidoptera; Bombycidae. Gene Ontology annotation, biological process: DNA repair; DNA-templated DNA replication. Gene Ontology annotation, molecular function: ATP hydrolysis activity; ATP binding; DNA clamp loader activity.